Messenger RNA from Stylonychia lemnae, 2925 nucleotides. The record is from the annotation of a GenBank genome assembly. Lineage: Eukaryota; Ciliophora; Spirotrichea; Sporadotrichida; Oxytrichidae.
AUGAAUGUUGAAUAUAGCUAAGAUAAACUUAGAGAAAACGUUAUUCACAAGUAUAGUGACAUUUUGCUAUUUCUCUACUCUGACAAACUAAUGUUUAAAACAUCAUCUUAACUACUAAAAGAAAAAUUAAAUUUCAAUAAGGAACAAUUAGAGAGGCAGUUGCAAUAAAAAUAGAGCAAACUAAUAUUUUAUGAUUCAGCAAAUACUAAUACUUCCACUGAGUCAAUCAAGAAUUUAAUUAUGAAAAUAUGCUAAAAGAGAUUUAAUUAUUACAAUGCAGCUUACAUGAUGAUAGAUGUCGAGGAUAAUUUAUAUUGUAGGAAGAAGUUUGACGAAAUCCUAUAAAAAAUCCAAGAAGAGCAUAAUCAACAGUCAUCUGGUAGAAAUUUCGAAACAAAUAAUCCAGAAAAUCUUUCUUAAAUAGGCUAAAAUCAGCUUAAUGAUACAAAAUUAGCUGAAAACUAAGAUGACAAAAUAUAUUAAAUCUUUGUUGAAAAUAUCUUCAAGUUCAUUAACAACUUGAGCAAUACAGAAGGUCAUCUUAUAAAUGAAGAAAUAAGUGCUGAAAAUCUUAAUCUAUAAUACGAAAUACUUAAAGACAUAAAUCUAUAUCAAGAUGAGACAAUAAAAGGAGAAUUCCCACUACUUAAAUAUUUUGAUUUGAGAGACUAGGGUUAACCAUUCAAUUUUUAUGAGAUUUUUGAAUCUUUAGACAUGAAAAAUAGCUACAUUUAUCUUAGAGUAAAUAACAGUUAAUAGAUAAUAAAUUUUCUUAAUCAAAACAAUUCAUCUCAGCUUGAUUGCAGAUUCCUCAUUGACUCUUCAGAGUUCAUAAAAUAUGUGAAAUUAGAUUAAAAGGUCUUAGAAAAUUCCAAUGAAAUGCUAGAUAACACUCCCUAUUCAGUGAAAUAAUUCAUGGAAUACUUUGAUAAAAACUUCUAAUUAAAGAAUGUUGAAUGCACAUAGCAUCCUAAAUUUUUAGUCAAAACUUAUAGUACUUUCUUUGGGGACUAUCAUAUUUCAAAGCUAACUUUGCCAGAGAAAUUUAAAUACUUCUAAUAUCUCAAAUACUAAUCCAAGGAUGCUUACAUUUUUUAGCAUUAAGAUAUCUUAGACAUAUGUAAAUCUGAUUUUGAUGUUACUCUGAACAAGUAAAAGAUUAAAAUGGUAAUUUAACACAAAUGUCUUUUAAGAGCUAUCAAGUUUGCUGAUUUCUUUACUAACAAGUUACUUGAGAUUUCUGAAGCCUAAUUCUUAAUUAGACUGUAAGAUGAAAUUAGAAACAUUAAAUCGAUUGAAAAAAAGAAGAGAGUCUUUGAUUAAUUUAUAUUUCAAAAUUCCCCUCUUAAGCUCUAAAUUAGGAAUGAUAGAAUAGAUUAUAAGGCAAUUGAAAAAACAGUCGAUGAUUCAGUAUUUUUAUUCAAUAUUCUAUUAAGCUAAGCAAAUAUGAAUAAUUACUAGAAGAAAAUGAAUGAAUCUACUUAUGAUAUUUCAUCUCAUCAAUAAGAGGAUUUUGAUGUUGAGGAAAAAAAUAUCUAUAUUCCUGAAAAACAGUGUCUGUAUGUGAGACUGACUGACUACAAGAAAUUAAUUAAAUGCGAGUAAGAUUUAAAUAAUAAGAUAAUUCAAAGUGAUAUUAAAAAGUGCUACUGUUUUAACGACUAGGGAAAAAUUCAUAAUUUUGAUUGCUUGAAAAGUCAUAGUUAUCAUCCUGUAAAAGAAGUUAUAGGAAAGAUAAAUAAUGUAACAGUUCUUAAAUUAGACUAAUAAAAAAAUGCCAAGAUCUACUCAGUUCCUGAUUGCCUAGUCAUUAAAACAUCAUUGAAUUUAGAAGAGUACUUGCUGCUAAUUAAUUAGUACCAUUUAUUGUAUGAAUUAGAAUGCCAGAUUAAGGCAAGAAUAUUCUUCCAUCUACAAAUUAACUAAUGCUUAUCAAAACAAUAACUAUAGUAAAACAAGAUGGAUAUGCUAGUUAAGAUUUUUAAUGAUAUUGUUAGCAAUAAACGACAAAGGAUAAUUAUAAUUCAAGACUAUGACUUCAUCUAAAUUAUCCCUUAUGAAUCGUUACUCCUGCUUAGAGACGACAUCUAAUGCAAUUAAAAUACUAAUAAAGAGCUUAUGAGAGAAAAAAAUCUCUUGAAUUAUUCUCAAAUUUAAUAAAAAGCACAGAAUAUUGGUAAAACUUAGCAGAGAUCAUACUAUAAUAUUCAGGAAUCUCCUUUAAAUUUGAACUUAUCUAAGUUGGAGAGAUAUAAGCGUAUAUUUUACUUUAAAGUGAUAGAUUUCCUAAGAAAAGCAUACAGCAGUGUUGAAAGCAUUGAAAAUUUCAUGCAACUAUAAGAUUUCUAUCAUGAAUACAGUUUUGAUUUCACCUAUACUCAUCUGUAAAUAGAUGAGAUAAACUAGUUAUAGGAUAUUAAGACUAUUGUUUAAAAAAGAGAAUUUCUCUUUUCAAAUAGCAGCGAGGGUUAAUUGCUAGAAAUAUUUAAUUCAAUAGGCAAGCUGAUCCUACAGCCAAUAAGCUCAAAUACAGAUGCUUUAAAGCAUGGCUUAAAGUCAAAUUAUGAUUAGUUAUUCGGUAAUAUUCCUCCUGAUAUCAGGGAAGGUGAUUUAUUGGUAAAACUUAAUUAGAUCUCUUGCUGUAUAUUUAUGGAGAUCAAAAAGGCAGAAUAGGUUAGAGAUAUUCUUCUUAAGAUUUUCAAAAUUAUAGAGAUUAAAAAGCAAAAACAAAAGAAAAAUAGUAUCAAUUAAUAAUCCAAGGGGAAAGUGAAAGUAGUUAAAUCCUAAUGCAAUGCAAUAGGCACUUUUAAUGAUAUAUCUUAGAUUACUUUUAUAACUCCUGAUCUCAUAUUAAAGGUUUUAAGUGAUCAGCAAAUACUCAAAUAAGCCUAAAUGGCUACUUAGAAAAGAUAAAGAUAAUCUUGA